AUGGUCCUCUUCAUCAAGCUGAUCACCAAAGGCAUUGGAUCUGGCAUUGGUCUAGCUUCGGAAUCCAUCAAACACCAUAAGGCGAAGAAGGCAGAGAAAAAGCAUUAUCAAACGCUGGCGAAGGCAGCAGCAACGCCGCAUCUCGAGAACCCCAAAGGCAAAGCUGUGCUGGUAGACCCCAAACAUGUCGAGAAACAUACACCUGAGGACGAGGACGAUUCAUCGUCAUCCGACGAAGAAGGCGACGAAGAAGCAUGGCAACUCGACGAAGCUACUGCUCCUUUCGAAGAAUCCGAGUCCGAAGGCCCUCACAAAGAUGUCAUUACCCUCACAACCGAGUUUCUACAAAAUCAGCCUCCUCCAGCAUACACACAAAUACGAGCACAGCUGCCAUGUCCUGUGAUUCUCCCACAGCGCAGACCGAGAGACAAGAAGCGGGGGUUUGUGAGGGCCUAUGCACCUGUUCUUGAAGAUGUUGGGAUUGAUCAGGCUACCUUCUUGGACUUCCUCAAGACGUUCAAGAAAGCUUGCGAGGCAGAUGGGUGGUUACAAGCUGUCAAUCUGGCAGCUUUCGCGGCAGGAUUCGUCCCAAAUCCUAUCGCAAUGGGUGUUACCACAGCAGUACAAUUCGCCGUGGGGGUAGCCAUGGAGGUACAGAGACUCACGAGAACAAACUCAUUCCUUGAUCGAAUGAACGAGGAGUUUUUCAAACCCCGUGGUCUCUACUGCCUAAUCAUGACCUACAAGCCCGACUCAACAGCAUCACACACCCGCGUCGACAUCAACCAAACAAUCGCCACAUACUCCACACCCGCCUCAAACACCGCUCGUCAAACCCUCCGCAACCUACGCACCUCCUCCGGCAAAACCUACGGAGAGCUCGAGCUCCCCGAAUCCGCACCCCUGAUCUUCCCCGCCCUCGAAAAAGUCGCCAAGACACCAGCGAAGAAGAACCCAAACAGCAAACUUGUUGUCCCAGGCUCGAAACCGGAAUUCAUGAGUAGAUACUCGGACCCGAAUCACGCUGCUAAUAAUGGGAGUAUUGUAUCGCUUUUGACGGGCGGGAAGGUUAAUCCUUGGGCGCAUAAGGAGGAGAAGAGGUUGGCGAGGAGGCAGAGGAGGGCAAUGAAAAGGGGGGAGCCGAUGCCUACUUCUGGGGCGAGGAGGCAGCGGAAGGGGGGUUUGGUGAAGAGGGUUUUGACGAAGGAUGUGUUGUAUUUGAUGAUUGUGAAUUUGCCGACUGAGGCAGAGACGGCUGCUGGAAGACAGGCUGUUGCGAACGAGGCGAAGCAGUAG
Molecule: messenger RNA, 1296 nt
Organism: Cadophora gregata
Lineage: Eukaryota; Fungi; Ascomycota; Leotiomycetes; Helotiales; Ploettnerulaceae
Exons: 5
Coding region: 1-1296 (431 amino acids)
Source: RefSeq, a predicted model, not a curated record